This is a messenger RNA of Opisthorchis viverrini, 1631 nucleotides long. RefSeq lists its product as hypothetical. Gene Ontology annotation, cellular component: nucleus; cytosol. Bases 25 to 1611 code for a protein of 528 amino acids. Gene Ontology annotation, molecular function: cysteine-type deubiquitinase activity; cysteine-type endopeptidase activity. The transcript is spliced from 7 exons. Gene Ontology annotation, biological process: protein deubiquitination. The record is from RefSeq and is a predicted model, not a curated record. NCBI's taxonomy places the organism in Eukaryota, Metazoa, Platyhelminthes, Trematoda, Opisthorchiida, Opisthorchiidae.
CUGAUAGUGCAUUUGUAUCAUUCAAUGAUCGAGUUACCUGAACUGGAGGACCAGCUCAUCCAACUACGUACUGAAUCUCAUGCAGAAUUCAAAAGCACUCGCGAUAAAACCUCCUCUAGGCGGAGAAGCCGCCGCAAACGUUCGAAGGGAUCCAAGCAACCGUCACCUGCUGGUAUAUCUAUCGGAAACAACGCCACUGCCUCAAGCGAGGAAACCAUUCAGCAAUCGAAUUUGAGACCACGAGGCUUUCAGAACUACAGGAAUUGUUGUUUCUUGAAUGUCUGCCUACAGACACUGUUACAUAUACCUUCAGUUGUUCGUCUUUUCCGGGAACUCUCAGCCAGCAAUGCCGUAAUUAAAUCCGGUUCUCUAUGCCAGCUUAUGUUGGAUUUAUUCAAACAGUUUAUACCGCUGCCGUCACCAGCGAUGGCGAAUAAACUCAACGCACCGGGUCAAUCAGGACGAGUGGAACUGCGAAACGAUGGGCCCACCACAGUGCGACGAUCAUCCAUAACCCGGUUUGAUUUGGGUCCGCCACUAGUGGCAGAUGAACAGUUCCUCCGUCUUUUGGACCUAAGCGGAGGAUCCCAGGAAGACGGAGCCGAAUGUCUCACCCGUAUGCUGUCACGCCUACAUGAAGAGCUCGCUGCAGUGGACCAAACCGGCUGCAGUCCAACGGUAAAUGGUAUUGAGGACGACUUUUCCGAUUGGAUCAUCACUGAUCGUUCUGGCAAACGGCGUCCAGAAGCCAGAAAGACUAUGCUUCAGGGUGGUCACAGUCGAAUAUCUGAAUUGUUUUCCGGAGUCUUGAUAGCGCGGUCCACUGUCAAGCACGGCAGAGUCCCCACACCUCGAAAACCAACCGGUGUGUCAGUCGAUGAACUCACGCGUCAAGCCACUUGUGUUGCAACCAAAGAACCCUUCUUCAUCCUACCUCUAGAAAUAAAUGACCCUAAGGUGACUGGGAUAGAUUCUUCUCUCAUUCGCUUGACCGAAGUUGAAUCGGUGUCCGACUAUCAAGAUGUCACCACGGGGUUAGCUUCUAAUGUGAACCGUCGCUUGGGGAUAGAUCGAAUUCCUCCUUAUUUGCUGCUCCAGCUAAAGCGGUUUUCUUAUACCUGUGGCUCUACAGGACUCCAUACUGGGAAUUCUACUAGCAGUUCGCAGUCAGGUUCAUGGACUAUCGGGAAAUCGCUCAAACUUAUCAAUGUCCCUCCGGAGCUUAUCAUUCCUGCAAAACUCUUGAAUCACGAAAUUUCGUUCACCAUGGACGAACGACGGUAUCGGCUUCGGGCUGUAAUUUUCCAUGUGGGUGAAACUGCAGCAUCUGGUCACUACACAGUAGCAGUCCGAUGGGAGGACGACUGCGUUGCGACAGCUGGUCACCCUAGCUCACCACUCAGUUUCCUGUAUCUUGAUGACAUUCGAGCAUGUGUUGUCACGGGUGUGGAGUCUGUCCGUUUACUGCUCUCUACUCAUCGUCCGUUGGAUGCGAACGCUUGCAUUUUUCACCCGUUGUCGAAAGAUAUGGCAAAAGAUAUCACGAAACAGCCAAGGACACCCUACGUUCUUGUUUAUGAAUCUGUUGCUUACUUGUUGAAUAACAACUGAAUAAACCUUUUGUACUGAUG